AUGGCUCCAACCGGGAUAUACAGUCGUUUGAAGGCACUCUACACUGGCGAAAAGGGAACAUUCGGCAUAUUAUCCUCAGUGAAAGACGGAGAUGCAUUGAAAUCCCUCCAUUGGAUGGGAUAUUUCCCCAUUGGAUUAGUCGAGACGGUCAAAUGUGUAGCUCUUACCGCCAUACUCUUCGUCGGACCUCUUUUUGAAGAAGGGAUUGCGCAAGGACAAUGGCGUGAUUGGAUUCGUCUGCGCGGAUUGGGUGCUUUGAAGGGAUGGAUCCCGUAUCGAAACAUUGUCGCCGGUCCCGUAACCGAAGAAGUGCUUUUCCGAUCAGCCUCGGUGCCGCUGCUCCUCCUCUCCAAAACAUCCAACACAACCAUUAUAUUCCUCACCCCCGUCGUCUUCGGACUAGCCCACGUGCACCACUUCUACGAAUACCGAAUUACGCAUCCGCAUGGACCCAUGCUCGGUGCUCUUCUCCGCUCCCUCUUACAAUUUUCAUACACGACUUUGUUUGGAGGCUAUGCUACAUUCCUCUAUCUUCGAACGGGUAGUUUGUUGGCGGUGAUGUGUGUGCAUGCUUUUUGUAAUUGGAUGGGCUUCCCGAGGUUUUGGGGAAAGAUUAGUAGUUCGGUGGACGGAGAGACGAUUAUUGGGCCGGAUGUGGGAGCCAGUAAGAAGAGUGAAGAUGUGCUGGAAAAUAAUGGGGAUUUGGGUAUUCCAUGGACCAUCACUUAUUAUGCUCUACUGGUGGUGGGUGCUUACUUCUGGUGGAAGUAUUUGUGGAUUUUGUCGGCGAGCGAAUUCGCUUUGGUCAAGUUUUAA
This is a messenger RNA of Sclerotinia borealis F-4128, 816 nucleotides long. The record is from the annotation of a GenBank genome assembly. NCBI's taxonomy places the organism in Eukaryota, Fungi, Ascomycota, Leotiomycetes, Helotiales, Sclerotiniaceae.